UGCGUUUGGGUCGUCAGUCGCGUCGAGUAAGUUGUGCGGUUGUGAUCAAGUUUCUCAUCUGGGUGCAACACAUUGUCGCAUUAAACACGUCGAAAACGAUUCAAAAUAUUCACAACGGCGUAUUUCUUCAACAGAUAUCGUUGCUCUCUUUCAGUGUCGUGUGUUAGUGUUGUACGUGAUGGCCCUGUUUCAAUACUGAAGAGAAAACGACGUAGAAAACGAGCUCUCUCCUGUAGUACCCAACGGCCUCGUUGCAGACAGCAACGAUUUUUUUUUUAGUUUUUUUUUCUUCAAAUCUUAUUUAUUAAAUUCAACGACAACGAAAAUUUGAUGAAUUGAAACGCCCAACUAACCGACCAACACGAGGAUUAUAAUGAGGAUUAGCCGUCUUGUGCAAAAUGGUCAGAGAGACGCGACAUCUUUGGGUGGGUAACCUACCGGACAACGUCAGAGAGGAACGGAUUCGUGAACAUUUCCAAAGAUAUGGUCGCGUCCAGAGUGUCAAACUUCUGCCCAGGAGUUCCAGCAAAGAUGACGAGGCCGGCAGUGGUGUCGGCAGUACGGGCUAUUGUGCCGCAGUGGCGUUUAUGGACAUUAAGUCGGCGGCCAAGGCGCACGCCUCAGAGAACAGUCUCGACGAUCGAUGCCUGGUGACGGAUUACUAUGAACCAUUGUUGGGCGAUCAGGGACGGACGCCCGGCAGUGCUGCUUCAUCCACUGGAUUAGGGUCGAAUACGCCCAGCGGUGGUGGUAGUAGUGGCGGCGGAAGUGCUGGCCGAUCGUCGCAUUUGAUCAACAACAACAGUGGAGGAAGUGGUGGUGGUGGUGGCGGAUACGACCGACCCUCUAGUCAUUACUUUGAGCGGCGCGGCGAUCCGGACGGGUCCGGAUCAUUCCUCCGCCGUCAAGGGCCCGUUAGCCAUCAUUACCGGGAUCGGCCCUACCGCAGCAGCAACGGACCCUUUGUGCGAGAUUGUGGUGGUGAAAGGAAUUCUGGCCAUUUUCGAUCCGGCGCCGGAUCGGUCACUGGCCCGUCGCCCGGUAGUUGGAAUCCCUACGAACCCGUUGGCCCACCUUCGAGUCGUUACCCGCCACCCGACUACGGUGGCGGCAUGGACGAACGUUCGGAACGCAUGUCGCAAACUGACUCGCUGCCCAGCACGCCGACCACUGGCAAAAGGACGGUCCCCACUCUCGCUGGCUUGUCUUCCACCAACAACACCACCUCCUCCUCUAGUGUCAACAACACGCCCCUCUCGGCCCGCAAGAGGAAAUCCAGUCGAUCUCCUAGCCGAUCCAGGUCCAGGUCGGAUUCGAGGACACCACCCAGCAGUAGCAGAAGUCGUUCCAGAUCACAUUCUCCGGCUUCUUCGGCCUCUGUUCCAUCGCGUUCGCGUUCGAGAUCAACGUCGGGCUCUCGGCUUCGAUCGAGGACCUUAUCUCCAGGUGGAUCGAGUUCGCGUUCCAGCAGUCCGCAAUCGGCUACCAGCCGGACGAACAAGACACCCCGUUCCGCCCAAUCGUCGAGUUCUCCGCGAAGUCGAAGUUCACGAUCCUCACAAGGGUCGUCGCGAUCACCCGGUUGGUUAUCCUCGUCGGCUGGACCACGGAAUUCGCGCUCGUCCCGUCACCGACUCUCUGCCGGUGGUUGUUCGACGGCCCUCAUCACAUCGUCACCAGCAGGCCAGCUGUGCCAUUCGGCCGGAUCGACGGGAUCUGGCGAUGGCGACCGGAGGCCGCUGGCCAUUUGUGUCCGCAAUUUGCCGUUGCGUUCGUCCGACACUAGCCUCAAAGACGGCCUGUUCCACGAGUACAAGAAGCACGGCAAAGUGGUGACAGUGAAAGUGGCCGGCCAGGGUUCCGAUCGUGUGGCUAUUGUUCGAUUUAAGAAAGCCGAAGAUGUCGACAAGGCGCUGGAAGUGUCGCGAGACAAACUCUUUUUCGGCUGCAAGAUCGAAGUGACGCCCUGGGACUCUGGUCUCGAUUUGGAUGACAAUGAAUUCCGGCCACUGGAAGCCGACUUGGAUGAAUACCAUCCGAAAGCCACUCGGACGCUUUUUAUUGGCAAUUUGGAGAAGGACGUGACGGCGGCCGAAUUGAGGUCCUCAUUCGAAACGUUUGGGCCCAUCAUCGAGAUUGACAUCAAGAAACAGAGCCAGGGCUCUUCUGGCGGCGCUAGUGCUAGUGCUACGGCUGGUGGGACAGUGACGUCGACCAUCAGUGGCACCAGCAGCAGCAGUGGGGGAGGCGGCGCUGGCAGUGCGUCGGCUUCGGCCUCGUCGGCCGCUAACAACAACAACAAUAACAACAACGCCUACGCUUUUUGCCAGUACGCCGACAUAGCGUCGGUCGUGCGGGCCAUGAGGCAUUUAGAUGGUGAACAAGUGGGCAAUACCCGUGUCAAGCUCGGUUUCGGCAAGUCCAUGCCGACCAAUUGCGUUUGGUUGCACGGAGUGGCCGAAACGGUGGCCGAAAAGUUCUUGGCCCGGCAUAUGAGCCGUUUUGGCCACGUCUCGUACGCGGCCAUCGAUCGCGAGCGUUUCAAUGGCCUGGUGUUCUACGAUCAGGUCAGUUGUGCCCAGGCCGCCGUCCAGGAAUUAAGAGGCCGGGCACUAGCCGGACGCAAACUACAGGUGGAUUUCGCUUCGCGCGAGUGUCAGGCGCACUUUUUCGAGUUGGUGGAACGCGAGCCGAGGAAUAACAGCAGCAGUUCGGCAGCGGCGGCCGCUUUGGCCGUUUCGUCGGCCAUCCAACACAGGCUGCCAUCCGCCACGACACCGUCGACGUCCAGCCGCACAGUUCGCACUCCGUCUUGCAGCAGUCGUUCAUCGACACAUUCGAAAGAGCGGACGGGCUCGUCCAGUUCCAGGUCUCGUCAUGGCGGCAAUUUGAGUCGGGACGAGUCGCUGGAACGUGACGCCGAAAUGAAAGAUUUGACGGGCGAACGCGACACAGAUCUCAUCAGCGUCCGGCGCUGUUCUCGGUCGCCUUCGCCGUGCGAAAAGGUCUCAUCCAUCCAUCGGCACGCCUCGGUCGAACCCGACGUGGCCUCUUCUGGAUCGCCCUACACGCUGCUGGAACGCAACGAACGGACGCGCCGCUACGGCAGUGGCGGCAGCAGUAGCAGCAGCGGAUUAAGUAUGGAUACGGGCAGCGCCACGGCCUUACCAACGGCCAACGGAUCGGACGUGUUCACUCGCAUCCGCGACUUGAGCGAGGAACGUGUUGACGGUGUAGCGAGUAGUUCCGGUGAGGACGAGGACGACGAAGAGGAGGAGGAGGAGCAACAAGUUUCGGAUGUCGAAUCGAGGUCGGCCGCGUCCAAAUCGACGUUGUCCGCGUCGAAGAAAUCAAAGAAAAAGAAAUCAAAAUUGAGUGGAAGUAGCGAUAGUGGUGUGAGUGAUGUUAGCACCAACGAGCCCCUGCCGUCCAGCAUCCAGCAGUCAUCGUCGCUCCUCGGCGGCCACGUGUCGUCUGGUGGCCCGUCGGCGAUCGUUUGCACGACGUCGCAAGCGCCGAAACUGUUGCAACCGUUGAGCCGGCCGAGUCGAAGGGUCUCGCGUCUCUCGACGGACAGUUCGGGUGACGGAACGGCCAACGCCACCACGGCCAAACAUUCCCUGCCGCGCAUCAUUCCUUUUGAGGUGGAGGCACCUUCAACGCGCAAGAGCCGGCAGGAAGGCAGUAGCCGGCCGGGCACUCCCCUCUGCGACGAAAACGACGAGCCGCCGACAGAUCCUCGCAAGGAGCGGCCGGCCCGAGUGCCCAUCGAACGCCCAAUGUCGCUACCGUUACCUCGUUUCGGUUUGGAACUCAACCUGUCGUGUGGCGGCUGCCGCGGUAUCAACUCGUGCAAGACAGCGUCGCAGCAGUCGUGUUCCUCUUCGUCCGUUUCCGCUUCCGGGACGCCAUCUUCAUCGGACGGAACGUUCCGAAUCCCGCACCCGCACGGCACCUCAGUCAGUCCGUCGCGGGCCGCUGCCGUCCCCGGUUCUCCUCGAGGUGGAGCCCCUGAAUCUGCCCAGCAGUUGGACUCUUCGUCCGAUUCCGAAUGCUCGUCCGGCUCUUCUCCAAGGGCGUCCCUGAGCACGACGGCCGUCAGUUUGGCGGAGCAGUUGAGGCAAUGGGAGCAACGCUACGAGCAGUGGUCGACGCGAUCAGCUCACUCGUCCGGCGACGGCCCCGUCGCGGGCCCACCGGCUGCCCCGACGGUUCAACCCGUCACCGCAGUGGCCACGCUGUCGGUGGCGGCCUCUCCGAUCACGGCGGCCGAAAGGUAUCGGACGCGCAAAGCCCGUCCGAUGAGCCUGGAGGAGCUCAAGUCGCAGGAGCCUUCAGAUAUUGUCCGUUGCUUGCUGGCCAAGCACUCGGUCUUUGACGAAGAUCUCAAACGGUUGGAGAGCAGCGGUCGCGAAACGACGACCGCAACCACGCCGACAGUGGCCAGCCCAGCAGUGAACAAAGAGAAGAAAUUGAGUCCAGUAGUCAAUCACGUUUCCGUCCCAGCGUCACCCACCACCGUCAUCAUCACCUCGUCGUCGUCUAACAACAAUAGCCAAGCUGCUGCUGUCAAGGCGCUUCCGCCCGCCACACCUCCGCCGGCCGUCGAAGUCAUCAAAUCGCCGGCCGAACCGUCGCCGAGGACUCCUUCGCCGCCGCCGCUACUACCACCACCUCCGCUGCCCAAUGAAUCGCCACCUCCCUCUCCUCCGCCUCCCCCGACGAACAACAGAGACGAUGACUUCUCUUAUCCAACCGAAGUGGCGAUGGAUGAGGAUUUGAUGGACGAAACGGAUGGCAGUCUGGUGAUUGCUACCGAAGAGGAAGUGCCCGAUAAGGAGGAAAUCCGGGACCCUGUCAAUCUCCCUCCGCCACCGCUUCCUCCGGCUUCUUUACCGCCGCCUCCUCCGCCGCCUCCUCCUCCACCCGCAGAAGCGCUGGAAGUCAAAGAAUCGCCUCCGCCACAUCCGAUCCCGGUGGAUGCGGCGGUCGAGACGGGCGUCGUCGAGGCUCCGUUGAAACCCUCGCGUAGCAACAAACAUGCAGAGACAUCGUCCAAGUCCUCUUCAUCGAGGGAUGUCAAAUCGGGUGAACGAUCUCGGCAUUCUUCCAGUUCGUCCCAUCGCAAAGACAAAUCCAGUUCCUCAUCCUCAUCGUCCUCUUCUUCGUCGACUUCGUCCAAAGAGACGCCCGUCAAUAAAAUGCAAGAGAUUGUCAAAACAGAACCAACGACGGCGACGAUGGCCGUCGAUCCGGCCCUUGCCCGACGCAAGUCUCGCGAAUCGGGCGAACAGACGGCGACCCCGACAUCCAACGACACGGGGAAACGUCGCCGAAGCGUCGAUGCUGGAACGCCGUCGAGCAAACGAGUCAAGUCGGAGAAACCGGAGAGCCGGGAGAAGGAGAAGAGUAGCAGCAAGACGUACGACAAGGAGAACAAAGAGACGGCCAAGUCGUCCACCAAGUCGGAGAGUAGUCGUCGUGAUUCGUCCAAAUCGCACUGCUCUUCGACGACGACGACCGUCAGCAAGAAGCCGAAACCGGAUGUGGAGACGAGCAGUUUGAAACCCUCUGUUAAGAUAGAGGCGGAGAAGAAAGCGCCGCGCGAAGAGUCGGACAAGAAGAGCAGCAAAUCCAGCAGCAAUAAAAAGGAUAAGAAAGAUAGGAAAGAAGAUCGUGAGAAGGAUCGAACCCGAAGACGGGAAGAAGAGCGAGAGCGUGAAAAGCGUAAAGAAGAAGAACGUGAGAAGCGAAAAGAGGAAGAAAGGGAGAAGAAGAGGGAAGAGGAAAUGAAAUUGAAAGAGUACAAGGCAAAACACCAGUCACCGGCCAGCGCCUCGUCAUCGCAUCGACGACGGAGCGAUGGAGAACGCAGCAAAUCCUCUAAGAGCGAACACGUAUCUCGCAAGCCGUCAGCACCUCCACCGCGGCCGAGCUUGCCCAGCAGGAAGAAAUCGCAAUCGGAUAGCGAUAGCAGCAGCAGUAGUAGCAGCAGCAGUGUGGGCGGUAGAGUUGGCCGUCACAGCGACGACGAGACUCACUCGUCGAUGAUGAGAGAUGGAAGCAAAGCCACCAGCGACGAGGAUUCAGAUUCCAAUCAUUCCAAUGACCAAGAGAAAGCCGACCGUGAGCUGGCCGAGUUUUUGCAAAAUGAGCCCACCUAUUUCUCCAUGUACGACAAGGUCAAGGCCCGCUCUCUCAAACUCCAGCAACAGAAGCGGCAAGAGGAAGAACGCAAGACGGUCCAGCAACAACAGCAGGACAAGUUCUGUGCCCUCCGUCAGGCCCGUUUGGCGGGUGGGUCCGCUCCUACCAGCAAAAGGGACAAGGACGGAAAGAAGAACGCGUGGGAUUCGUCCGACUCGGACUCUGACGGACCUGUGCGUUCCAAUCGACCCAGACCUGUGGCAACGGCUUCUCUAUUAUCGUCCAACUCUGUUAAAUUAUCGUCGUCAUCGUCGGAAGAGGACGAGCCCAUCAUGCCAUCCACCAAGUCGAAAGACUUUUUGUUCGAUCAGCCGGAACCCAAGUCGGUUAAAUCUCGGAUACAUCCGCCUGUGUUGACGCCGUCCAGUCACAAGUCCAAGCCUUUGCUCUCAUCAUCCGACACGGACAGCGAGCCCGAAAUCAAACCGGCUCCUAAACCCAAAGUACGCGCGGAACCAACGGCUGCCAUCGUGAAACGAAGGCCGAGCAUUCCGGAGAUCAAUCGGACGCCCGUCGAGACGAAGAAGACGGUCGAUCGGUCCAACUCGUUACCUGUCAAGAAGAGCAAGAAAGACACGUCCAGCAAAUUGCAUCACUCGAAUUCCACAUCGGGCAAACUGAGCAGCCGAGGCGAAGAGAAGAUGGAGAACAUUUUCGGCCCGUUGUCGGACGAUUCGGAUGACCAGCAGCCGAUCGCUCGCGUCCCGCCGACUCCCGCGCCGCCGACGGUCACAAAUGCGAGGUUGCCGAUUGUCUACAGUUCGGAUUCGGAUUGCGGACGGAUCGCACCGCUCGUUCCCAAGCCGGAAAGUCUACCGUCUCCACCGCUGACGGACAAGGCGGACAAGAGUGGCGACCGGCAGCGCAAGAAGAAGUCGAAAGAAUCGCAUUCCAGAGAUCGCAAAAAGUCUGGAUCGAAGGAGACUACGACGACGACGACGAUGGAAACGAGCAACCAUCAUCACAAGAGCCGGCCGACCAUCGAAGCUGUCAAGGAACAGCAGCACAGCGAUGCGGAAGAGCUGCAAGAAGCCGGGCGAGCUCUCGAGUCGAAGCUGAUGGAGGAUUCUUUGAUCGCGAUCGCCCAUCUCGCCCAAAAGGAGAAGGACAAGAAAGAAGCUGAAUCGAAGAUGAUUGUCGCCCAGCCGGCCGUCGUUGUUGUGGCUGCCGAUCAGCACAAGAAGAAGAAGAAGAAGAGCCGCAAGACGCACCGUGAAAACGGACCACCACCACCACCGGUGACGAUCAAAACGGAACCGGGUCUCGAUUUGCCAUCGCCCGUCAUGACGGCCCUGAGCAUCAAAACCGAACCGAGUGAUACGUGUCCAGCUCCAAUCGCUUCUUCUUCGCCGAGAGUCAAACCGUUGCCGGACGUUGUCUAUCGUCCGGAACAUCAAACGGUGGAGCCCAAACUCAGCAUGCCGUCGUUGUUGUGGGAACCUUCAACUUCUCCAGUGUUGUCUAAUCUACCAGUCGUCCCACCACCACCACCACCACCGGUUGUUCCAGUUGAAAUUCCGACUCCGGCCGUCGUGGCCGAACCAGCUGCCCGACCGGGUAUUUGGAAGCAGGAGACGGAAGAUGCCGUUGCCGGUCUACUAACGGAGACGUUUGACGAUUUCAAAGAAGAGAAACUGGACGAUGAACCGGAAGAACCGGUUGAAAUUCCCGAUCCGUCAUCGCUGAUCCGGCCGGCGUGGCCGCCCGAACAAGAGGAGUCUCCGCAACCCAAUGAAGAGGCUCAAAAGGCCAUCCAGAGUCUUCAAUGCGAGGACGAUUUGGACAUGUCGGACGAGAUGAUCAUCGACGAAGCUGGAACGAGCUCAACUGAGGAUACUGCUGGACCGACGGAAUGCCCAAUCUAUUCCGGCUCCAGUUCCAGCGAUGUAGCCGAAGUGGAGAGUCAGCGCUCGGCGGCUCAUUUGUCUGCCGUCAGUAAACCAGCGGCCGUUGAGACAGCACCUACCCCUCCACCAUCUCCGCCGGAAUUGUGCAUCGACGAGACCCGCUGCCAGCCGGAGAACGAGUCCAGCCCUGUCAAGGAUAAACCGAGGACUCCUGAUAUUAAUCUUUCUUCGAAAUCGCCCAGGACUCCUGAUUUGGAUCUAUUGGAUCGUGGACGGACGGCCACUCCGGACUUGCCGUCCAUGCCCGUCAUCAACAAUGUCAUCACGAAACCUGACCAGCAUUUCGUGGCUCAAAGUCCUUCGAAACGGACGAAGAAACCGAAUCAGACCCCGCCGACCAGAGGUGGUCCGCGACGCGUUCGCGGACGGACAUCGGGAUCGAGUCGCGGCGUCAGUGAGAGCUCGUUGGAAGGUCACGAUGCCGACGUCUACGAAUUCUACGACACUGAAGAGGAAGUGACUCCACCUGUGGCACCAACCGUGCCGGCCGUUUCUGCCCCACCACCUCCUCUUCCACUUCCUCUAGCAGUUGUAGCUACUCCGCCCGCGAUCUCUGCCGCACCUGAAACUGUUGAACACAAGACGUUGGAGGCCAAACCGGAAGAGAAGCCUGUCGUGGACUUUGUGGCAAAUGUUCAAGAAUCUCCUUCGAUCAAUCAGCACAUUUUGAAGAAAGAUUUCGAAGGGCUGAAAGGCCGGUUGAUUGAUCCUAGGACGACGAUCGACGACACGAUCGAAACUGUUGUCCGGGGUCAUCAUCAUUCACCUGCGGUGGCGCUGGCAACGCCCGUGAUGCUUGCCGCCCCGUCCAGCCCGAGAAUUCAAUCGCCGAGGGCUUCGUACAUGAGCGGACCCCAACAGCGAGCGAUAGCUGAGACUCCUGGACCGGCAGUGAUGAAAGUCGAACUGCCGCAGCCUUUGAAGGAAACGGCCACUCCACUGGUGGAUCCAGUUACUGGACAUUUGACGCCCAUCCGGCGUCCCGACGAUCCGCUACCCACUCAACACGCUGGAGUCGUCGUUCGAAGGACCGAAGAGCCGGUUGCGUCGUCGUCCACGGUCGUUCUCAAUCUGAGAUCGGGACCGUCUCAAGCCAGUCCAGUUGUCCAGCAUUCGACUCAGCCGGCCACGACGACCCUCAUUCCGGCAUCGUUGGUCAAAGUGCCGUCGCCCACCACGUCGGGCGUAGCCAUCACGACGGCCAGCGUACCGGUCGUGACCAACUUGACAACGCCAUCUGUUAGCCAGCACAGCAGUUCGUCGUCUUCGGUGACGAUCACGCCGACUGUCACACCGGCCUCGACGGUCCUAGCGCCGAUGCAGAGCACAGAAGUUGCCCGUUUGCCUUCAGCCACAGUCGUUACGCCCGUUCCCGCACGUCCGGCCGCUUCGUCCGGAUCGAGUUACCCGGCAGUGCCACUCACGAGAGACGCUCCUGCUCACGGAUUGCUGCUGCAGCAGCAUCAACAACAACAACAGAUGCAACAACAACAGCAGCAAGUUCAGCCUCAAGCUGGACCGAUUCAACAACAGGCCAUCCAACAACAGCAGCAUCCCCAACAACAGCAGCAACAACAACAGCCGCAGUCCCACACGCCGCAAUUGCAAUUGCCCGCCGGUGUGCCGGUUAGUUUGAGCGGUGGCGCCACUGUCAUCGCCGUGGCUAGCAGCGGACGAUUGAGCGGACCAGCCCCACUUCUGGGCCGACCAACAAAUGCAACGACCCAACAUUCGAUGCAAAACCAAUCGACGAUGGGAAGUACGGUGGUCAUUGCCAGAGCGACCGGCCCUCAGCAGCAACAGCCGGCCAGCAGGACGCAUCCAUCAAUGGCCAGCGUUCAAGCUGUUGUGCCUACUUUGUCCGGCCUGUCGUCCCAACCUCAACGACCUCCACCGGCCGUUGUGACACUUUAUUCAUCUGGCGCCUACUCUUCGUCGUCUCAACCGGGUCCAAUCGUCUCGACACCUUCGCUGACCCGAACGCAAGUCUCGUCGUCGUCAUCAUCAACCGGUUCGAGCGUUUCGGUUCUACCGGCAACAUCUCGUCCACCUCUGACGUCGUCGACGACCACCAGUGGCGUCUCGGUGUACCCGAUCUACGGACCGAGGUCCGAUUCGAUGCCAACGACGGUGACAUCAGCCCCUCCGGUGUUUGGGUCACCAAUGGCGAGUGCUCCGAUCAGAGUAUCCGUCACGUCGGUACCUACCAGUCGGGCCACGUUGUCGACGACGGUUGCAACACCGUAUCGGCCGGUUUACGCAUCCAACGAACCGCCAUCGCACCACUUUGCGGCGUAUCAGCACCAUCUAGUCCAGCAACAACACUCGCCCAACAUCGCGGCAGCAGAGACGAGGAGCCGAGAAGAGACUGUCCGUCGAGCCAGUACUCCUUCGCGAGAAGAGACGGACGUUCGCCAAUUGCAACAACAACAACAGAUUCAACAGCAGUUGCAACAACAGCCAAUACAACAGCAACAGCCCAUUCAGCAAUUACAACAACAGCCAAUUCAACAGCAGUUACAACAACAGCAACAACCGAUCCAGCAACAGAUGCAACAACAACAACAACAACAGCCGAUUCAGCAGCAAUUACAGCAACCGAUUCAUCCAAUGUUGCGCGAACUACCUACACCUCCACCCGCCCACCAACAUUCUCCAAGUCAGACAGACAUGUCACGUGUCAACCCGCAGAUAUUGUUGCAACACCAGCUGUAUCAGCAAUAUUACGCUCGCUAUCCCGAUUUCCCGAGAAUUGGGACGUUUUCUCCCGGUCCGGCACCGCAACACGCACUAAAUCCGGCGGAAGCGGCCGAAUUGCAACGCGAUCCGCGCGAACAACGGGCUGUUCCACCGCCAUCGUUGCCGUCUCAUCUCAGAGCGUUGGCCGCUGGUGGUGAACACCGUACCACCGAAUCGCCAUUGCAAGGCUGCGUGGCAGUUCCAUUCUCUGUGGCCAAUACCAACGCCCAGCAGCAGCAGCAACAACAACAACAGCAAAUGUACCAACAGCAUCAUCGUCCGUCUUCUUCCGGUUCGGCUUACCAUCAAACGGCGACGGGUCACAUGCAGAUGGCACCACCCUCACCGUCGCACCAGCACCGACAGACGCACGUCUACGCUCACGAAGAAGGCAGCGGAUACCGUCCGUCUCCUCCGCCCGCCCAUCUCAGUGGAACUGGAGUCAUGCAGCGCGUCAAUCCGCCAUCUCAGCCCACCCUGGCCUGUGAGGCUCCCUCGCCUGCCACGUCGUUAUCGGUUCGGCCGCCAGCCAUUCGGACCCCACCACACGCGUCGCAGGUCCCCCCUCAAGCCGAUUCGUUGGUUAGCCUCCUGCAACGCUAUCCCAUCAUGUGGCAAGGUUUGAUGGCUCUCAAGAACGACCACGCUGUCGUCCAGAUGCACUUCAUCUCGGGCAAUCCUAUGGUGGCACGAGGAUCGUUGCCGUGCAGUCCCGAAGGCCUGGCUUUGCCCUUACGCAUUGCCCAGCGCAUGAGAUUGGAACAACAACAGUUGGAAGGCGUGGCGCGUAAAGUGCAAAUGGAGCAAGAGCAUUGCAUCCUUUUAGCUUUACCUUGCGGACGGGAUGCCAUGGAUGUCCUGCAACAGUCCAAUAAUCUUCGACAGGGAUUCAUCACCUAUCUGCAAUUGAAACAGGCGGCCGGCAUUGUUAAUAUUGCCGCUCCUGGUUCUCAGCAGCCGUCGUACGUUGUUCACAUCUUUCCGGCUUGCGAAUUCGCCAACGACAGUUUGGCUCGUAUCACGCCAGACCUCCUACACCGCGUGACUGACAUUGCCCACCUGCUCGUCAUCAUCGCCACCGUUUGAGAUCCUUUAACAUACUCCUUCAAGAAAACACACACACACAAAAGUAAAUAAUAAUUAAAAAAAAAAAAAAAUAUAAAAAAUAAAAAAAAAUAAAAAAACCGCAUAGUUCGGAGAAAGGAUAAAAAUAAGUGGAAAGGAUCCGGAAGAGAAUCACACACUACCCUUUAAUUGUGGUCUUUUUGCUCAAUUCAUUCAGAAUCCAGCCCACUGUCUAUCUAAACUUUACCUUUCUCUCUUUUCUUCAUUGUUUCACCGUUUUCUUCUCGUUAUCAUAUUAAUCUAAUGUACCAUUUUCUCUCUCUCUCUCUCUCUCUUAUCAACACAUAGAAUGUUCGUUUCUGUCACACACUGAACUUUAAAUUAACGUCGAGCGAGUGUGUCGCAAAACAAUUUGAAAAAUUCCUCCUCCCUAUUGACUGUAUGCUCGUGUGUCUUUUCUUCAUAUUAAAAAAAAAAAACUUUUGUUCUUUCAUCCCGCCCUGCUCCGGACUGUUGUGUAAAGACGCCUUUCUUUUUUUCUGUUGAUUUUGUUUGUAUGUUUGUGUGUGUCUUGUGUGUAUGUAUGUAUGAGCGCAUGCGUGCAAAACCCCAAUCAUUUUAAAAAUUGUAUAUGUUGCAACAACAAAAAAUCAACAGUGUCAUUGACGUGAAUGAAUAACAAUUUACCUUUUUUUGAGUUCACCGAGUCUGUGAUCUCGCGCCGCCGCAUUGAUCCCUCCGCGCCGUGUUUAUAAUGGAAAUGAAUGGAUCGGUAUGAUUUUUUCUUUCUUUAUUGCAAUUGCUCUUUACUCACACACACACACACACACACACAGGCGUAUUUUUUUUCUCUUUUUCUUCUGUUUUUUUUUUUUUUUUUCGUACAGCCCUCCCCCCCACACAAUGUAAAUUUUAUUCUGUGUCUUGAAUUUCUCGGCCACAAUUUUGUCAUCAUCGAUUUACGUUUUGUACCAUAUUGUAUGCUAGAAAGAAGAUUGGAUUUCACAUUCUGGAUAAAAGAAAAAAAAUGAAAGCCCAGCAAGAAGCAUACGCCCCGGAAUUCAUCCGUCGGGGUAAUCGUUGUAUAGAGUUAACACCAAUUCAGUACGCCCUUGUAUUUGUACAUAACUCAGUGGUCAGCAUGUAUAAAUACAUGUUUAUAAAUGUUCCA
Molecule: messenger RNA, 13089 nt
Organism: Daphnia carinata
Lineage: Eukaryota; Metazoa; Arthropoda; Branchiopoda; Diplostraca; Daphniidae
Product: msx2-interacting protein-like
Exons: 7
Coding region: 399-11939 (3846 amino acids)
Biological process (GO): regulation of alternative mRNA splicing, via spliceosome
Cellular component (GO): nucleus
Molecular function (GO): mRNA binding
Source: RefSeq, a predicted model, not a curated record